Molecule: messenger RNA, 759 nt
Organism: Drosophila novamexicana
Lineage: Eukaryota; Metazoa; Arthropoda; Insecta; Diptera; Drosophilidae
Gene: Cpr23B
Exons: 2
Coding region: 1-759 (252 amino acids)
Cellular component (GO): extracellular matrix
Source: RefSeq, a predicted model, not a curated record
AUGGAUUUUAAGUUAUUGCUGCUCGCCUUGGCGCUGUUUGGGACUGUACAUGCGGAGUACGAUUAUCACAGCAACAAUAACAACAACAACAAUAAUAAUAAUGUGAAACCAGCUGCGAUCUCAAAUGAGAUUAACUCCCUGGAGCAGCACGUAUCCAGUUCGGGCGAAGAUUAUCACACCAACUAUCAGACGACCCACACAAAUGUCCAAAACUCACAGGCCACGCCCAGUGGCUACGAUUACUCCGCCCAGCUGGUUGAUUCCGAUUCGAAGGUUUUGGAAGCCGUGACCAAUGCUGCCAGUGGUUCGGCGCCACUUUUCCCGCUGCCAUUGCCUGUGCUGCGCGAGCAACGGCAGCCGGAAGUCUUUCCGCCAGCGAGCUAUAGCUUUGACUAUGCGGUGAACGACGAGAGCACCGGCGACAUCAAGGAUCACCGCGAGACGCGUGAUGGCUAUGUGGUGCGUGGCUCCUACAGCCUCAUCGAUCCCGAUGGCUACAAGCGCACCGUAACCUACACGGCCGACGAUGUCCACGGCUUCAAUGCGGUCGUUAACCGGGUGCCCUAUGCCCUGAAGAAGCUGGCGGUAGCUGCACCCGGUUUGGUGCAGGAUGAGCGCUCGCCAGCUGCCAAGGUGUCUGCUGCAGCCACGGGAACGGCCUCUGCGAAGAGUUUGGAUACCACGUCAAAAUCGGUUUCUGGAGACAGCUAUGUGAAUGCGGCGAAUGAACGUCAAACAAAUGGCGGACUUUAUGCCUGA